UACUUGGACAUUUUGUCAGUACUGGAUAUGAGCAGCACUGUUGCCUCACACCUGUAAGGUAUGGGUUCGAAUCCAAACUCCAGAACCCUAGCCGUGUGCCUAAAGCUGUCUGGAAUAUACUACAGGAUAAAAGGUUAUAAGAUGGUUGCGAUCUGAAAAAUCAAUCGUAAACACCUACAUGUGUUAUUUGUCACAUUCUCGGAGGAAUAAUUCUUUUCUUUUGAGUAGCCGGCCUAACUUUAAGUUAACUGACGAAAUGUGUAACAUUACGCUGUGUCAGCCGACUAAUCACUUCGGCCUGCAAGUCCUAUAAAACAACUGCGAGGAUUGAAGUGAAUAAACGAGUCCUCGCUUAUUUUCUAUUGGUCAAGGGGAGCUUUUCUCCUAGCAACGGCUUGGGCAGCCUUCCAAUUAGAAUCCUCCGUGGCUGCUCGGCAGAAGUUAAAAUCGUAAAACAAGGCGGAGAAUGAUUGACGUGAGUACAGCACCAAAGUGUGUCGUUUACCCGGUGCCUGAGCCAAUGGGCUUCCUCUAAAAUGGCCACAGUAUUUGCAUGGGUGUUGCGAAGGGGCGUCAGCCCUUCAGCAUCUAAGACGUCUGGUAUGCGGCUUUCACUUUUCUGUUGUGCAGUAUGAAGAAGCACAUGUGCAGCGUUUCUUUCAGUGGGUCUAAUUAGUUAUUGUUAGCAUCGAAGAUUUGAGGAGAAGCUUGGGACACGCAUCGCUUUGUGCGACACAGUCGUUUGGCUCAUAUGCUAUAACCCAUACUGCGCGGUUUAAUGACUACCUCAGUCCCCCGUUAUUUGGCGUUGCGUAUAUGGCUAACUUGCUGUCUGUAUGGUUAAACCGUUUUUAAACGUGAUUGCCGCGUCUGAAAUAAAAUCCCGCUGUGUAUAUAAUAUGGAGAUAGUUGGCGCACGUGACACUUGGAAGAUAAUAUAGUUCAAACAAUAAAUAAGCAUUUUUAAGAACUAGAGAACUAAGUAGUGAGUUUUCGAGGAAGAGCGAAGUCCUGCAGAAGAAUGACGGAAGACAGCGGACUUUUAAAUGAUAUUGAAUUUAUUCCGGAUCAGCUCUAUUUUGCCAUCCUUCAACAGCGGAUUAAAAGCACCGCCGAAAGACAUUGCUUCUGUAUAGACGACGAGCUGUCCUACGAGAACUUUUAUGCGGACUUUGGUCCUCUCAACUUGGCCAUGUUUUAUCGUUUCUGUUGCAAGCUGAACAAGAAAUUGAAGACUUUCAGUCUCGCAAAAAAGAAGAUAGUUUUCUACACCUGUGGCGAUCAAAAAAAGCAAGCAAAUGCUGCUUACCUUAUAGGUGCUUAUUCUGUGAUGCACCUGCAGAAGACCCCGGAGGAAGCCUACAGAUUGCUGGUGUCUCAGAACGCCAGCUACCUGCCAUUCAGGGAUGCUUCCUUUGGAACCUGCAUGUACAAUCUGUAUAUCCUGGACUGUUUGCGUGCCGUCGAUAAGGCUUUGCAGUUUGGAUGGCUUGACUUCUCAAAAUUUGAUGUAGAGGAGUAUGAGCAUUAUGAGAGGGCAGAGAACGGAGACUUCAACUGGAUCAUUCCUGGAAAGUUUCUUGCUUUCAGUGGGCCUCAUCCCAAGAGUAAAAUUGAGAAUGGCUACCCUCUCCACGCACCAGAGGCCUACUUCCCAUACUUCUGGAAGCACAAUGUGACCACGAUCAUCAGGCUCAACAAAAAAAUGUACAACGCCAAGCGCUUCACGGACAAGGGCUUCGAGCACCAUGACCUCUUCUUCGUGGACGGGAGCACGCCCAACGAUGCCAUUGUCGCGAGGUUCAUGAGCGUCUGCGAGAAUGCGAAGGGUGCAGUCGCCGUUCACUGUAAAGCCGGCCUUGGCCGAACCGGCACGCUCAUUGGGUGCUACAUGAUGAAGCAUCACAGGCUGACGGCGGCCGAGGCUAUCGCCUGGAUCAGGAUCUGCAGGCCGGGCUCCGUCAUUGGGCCCCAGCAGAACUUUGUGGAAGAGAAGCAGGCCGGCCUGUGGGCAGAAGGUGACCUGUUCCGCGAGAAGAUGAAGGAACAGGAGAACAACUCCAGCCAGGUGACUGUCACCAGAAUCCUGUCUGGGGUGGAUGACAUGUCCAUUAACAGCUGCACCGCCAAGCGGAUGUCGCCCGGGAAACAGGAGGAGGAGCAGUAUGAAAACGAGGAGGAGAUCAAUGGGAUCACGCAGGGCGACAAACUGCGAGCACUGAAGAGCAGGCGGCAGAGCCGGGCGUCCACGGCUUCUCUCUCGUUAGAGGAGAAUAAAAUUCACACCCGGUCCUCAUCACAGUCGCUUCAGAUUAUUUUGCAGUCCACCGAUCAAAGCUGUAUGCCUGUAAAAUCUGCCAGCCUGCCCGCCAGUGCAGACGCCCAAAGAAAGACGAGGGCUUCGCUGGGGCACGGCAUUGUGGGAAGACAGUCAUUAAAUUCAGAGCUAGCCCAAUCCCUAGGCAACUUGCACGUCAUGGCUAGCAGACGGGACGGUGCGCACGGAGAUCCGGCAGCAGGCUCUAAAGCCUUAAACGGCACGGCCUCCCAGAUGAAGGGCCUAAACGGCAUAAUCGAGCAGCGGCCCGGCCUUGGGAAGGCAGCCGCAGAGAGCUGCUCCCCUGCCCCCCAAGGCGGGCAUGACCUGGCCUUGUCCCACUUAACGUGCUGUACCCAAAGGACGGAAAAGGAGGUGCCCUUUGCAGUCAAUACGUUUCAUGAGACUCUGCCACUCCAUUCCCAAAGCUAGAGCACCCCUCCUCCGAUGAGGUGGAAUCAGACGCCUCAUGGGUAUUGCACUCGACAACAUGCAAGACCUCCAGUGCUUUAAGACUGUGCUUCCCAAUCCGGUCCUCAGGGACCCACAGACAGUCCACGUUUUUACUCUGGGUUUGAGCUCGGAGGGAUCAAAAAACGUGGGCCAACUGUGGGUCCCCGAGGACCAGACUGGGAAAUGCUGCUUUAAUUGCAGGGUUUUAUCUGCGGAAUUUUUAAGACAUGAAUGCCAGCGGACCUCCAUAUCUGCAUGAGGCAGAGAUGCUCAUCAGAUGGAUGUCAGAGAGUGUAAACCCAGGUGAUUAGAUGUGGGCAUCUAGUCAGUUCCCUGGGAAAUGUAGAUGCCAAUAGUAUCAGCUUUUCUUUUGAUCUGAUUGUAUCAUGUUGCGAAGAUCCUAGAUUGUAACCAGGAUGUUUGUUUACAUAUCCUCUGAAUGGUUUAACGGUCCCCCCCCCCCCCCCCCCGUACCUUACUAGUGACCAUCUUCUAUUCAUGCAGACUUCGUUUGAAGCUUCUGUACUUUAUACUGUAAAUAGGUAAACAUUUAAUAUACUUUAACAGAUCUUUCGUACUUUUCAUACAUGUAUAUAAUUAUUUGGUACAUGCAUUAUUCAUGCACUCAUGUCUGAAUCAUGUUCACAAAUGCUGUCGGUCCAUUUAUGUAUUGGAAAAUUUACUUGUACAUCGGGGAAAAACUUACUUUUCCAAUAAAGGCCUUCAAAUCUUUAUCUAC
Messenger RNA from Brienomyrus brachyistius, 3509 nucleotides. RefSeq names its product cell division cycle 14B (gene cdc14b). NCBI's taxonomy places the organism in Eukaryota, Metazoa, Chordata, Actinopteri, Osteoglossiformes, Mormyridae. Gene Ontology annotation, biological process: microtubule cytoskeleton organization; cilium assembly; regulation of exit from mitosis. Gene Ontology annotation, molecular function: protein tyrosine/serine/threonine phosphatase activity; protein serine/threonine phosphatase activity. The record is from RefSeq and is a predicted model, not a curated record. Gene Ontology annotation, cellular component: mitotic spindle; spindle pole; nucleolus. The transcript has 17 exons. Bases 1022 to 2749 code for a protein of 575 amino acids.